GUGCUUGUGGCACGCGACCGAUUUCAGAUCUUUCUCUUGGUGACGUCUCUUUCAAUUCCUACCAUCGUCUGGAUCGAUUGAAAUCAUUGAUUUCCAAUAGCACUUGAGAGCAACUACACAUCAUCACACAGCUACCCAACAUGACCUCCAACCAAGACCCUCAUCAAGGCGGCGACCUAAGCGACAUGGCAGCCAAAGGCACCAAAAUGCCCAACGACGCCGGCGACUACGAGGUCCUCCCCUCAGUCCCCGACGAGCAUCAGAAAGCCGAGAACCCGGCAUUCCACAACCAAUUCAUCAAUUCUGCCGAUCCCCAGGGCGCCGUCGACAACGCCGUGGAUAUGCCCCGACGCUUCAACGACUCCGGUGCGACGGGGGAAGUCAUCACUGGUACAGGUGACCAAAUGCCAGUCGAUGUGGAGCAGAAGCGAUUUGGGCUGGAUGAAGCUGGUGGGCCUGCGGCCAAGGGCCAUUCGCGGGAUGGCAAGGCGAGUUCGAAGCAUCAUAAGGAUGAGUUUGGACGGUUUGCUGGGGAGGGAGCUGAGGUUGAUCCGGCGCCUGGAGAGGAGGAGCUUGAGCAGGAUGAGAUUCGGGAUUCGAAGGGAGUGUAGGUGGAUUGUUUCAAUCUGAACCUGAGAUACUGAGACUCCGGCAACUUGGAUGGCUUGGUGAGACCGGCCAUGCCUUUCGACCACUCAUCUUCUUCGUGUCGCUGCGCGUGCAAUGCACCAUUGACUCUCACUAUCUCUCCAGAACGAUCAACUAAAGUCAUCAAGUGGUGUGCAAGGACAGCAACCAUAUCCUGUGGGAAGGCAAGGCCAACAGCCCGCGCACGGACACCACCCAAUCCCCGCUAAGCAGUUACCUAAGCAAACAGCUGUAUAAAAAUUUCUCG
Messenger RNA from Neohortaea acidophila, 895 nucleotides. RefSeq lists its product as uncharacterized. The transcript has a single exon. The record is from RefSeq and is a predicted model, not a curated record. Bases 141 to 611 code for a protein of 156 amino acids. NCBI's taxonomy places the organism in Eukaryota, Fungi, Ascomycota, Dothideomycetes, Mycosphaerellales, Teratosphaeriaceae.